Molecule: messenger RNA, 1749 nt
Organism: Athene cunicularia (burrowing owl)
Lineage: Eukaryota; Metazoa; Chordata; Aves; Strigiformes; Strigidae
Gene: CDC42SE2
Product: CDC42 small effector 2
Exons: 5
Coding region: 341-595 (84 amino acids)
Biological process (GO): regulation of Rho protein signal transduction
Cellular component (GO): plasma membrane
Molecular function (GO): small GTPase binding
Source: RefSeq, a predicted model, not a curated record
AGAGUUGAGGAUCUCUUCAGUGAAUAACUUGCAGCUUAAAGGAAGGACGAGAGUAACUGAAGCUGAAAAAUUCAGGUUCCCAUAACACUAGGGACCAAAGAAGCAUACGUAACAUUUCUGUGGUGCUGGGACCAACCUUCUGAAAGAAGACUCUGAAAUAACUUUUUGCCUUCAAGUUGGCCUGGGACUGACUUGUCUUUGCAGAAGAGCUCAACAGAGAAAAGAUUUUCACAUUGGAAUCAUUAUAAAUAAACCUAUUUAAAGAACUUGUUACCUGAAGACAGAUUUACGGAGGCUGAGUCCUGCUUUUCAUCUGUGUUAUCACUUCAGACUGUAAACAAUGAGUGAGUUUUGGUUGUGUUUCAACUGCUGUAUUGCAGAACAGCCUCAGCCUAAAAGACGACGGCGGAUUGACAGAAGCAUGAUUGGGGAGCCAACAAAUUUCGUUCACACAGCUCAUGUAGGAUCAGGAGACCUAUUCAGUGGAAUGAAUUCAGUCAGCUCCAUUCAGAACCAAAUGCAGUCCAAGGGAGGCUAUGGAGGUGGCAUGUCUGCAAAUGUUCAGAUGCAGCUUGUAGAUACAAAGGCAGGAUAACUUCGGGGAAACCUUUCCAGCUUAUGUGGGUUCCUGUAUCUUCUUUCCUGUGUCCCUUCUUUUGCCUUGGUGACUGCUUUCUGUGCUCAUGACAAGAGAAUUGAUGGCUCAUUGUUCACCCUUUGUGAUUACUCCAGUGAAAAGUUGCUGUUCUGCUCUGAUGAUGCCGUUUAUCAGAUUGGUCCAACUGUGCCUUUCAGUGGCAUGCACACAUUGGCCUCUACCAGUAUCAUGGACAUAGAGCUUUUAGGAUUGUUUUUAGCUUUUUGUUUGUUUUGAGCCAAAUUAAAGCACCAAUCCUAGCUUUCAUCAUCCCUCACAAAUACUAAUGUGCAACAUUCUGUUGCUUUUUAGUUCUGAAAUGUUCUCUCCACUCAAGUAAUUUAGAAAUGAGUGAGUUUCCAUUAAUGUCUUCAAUCAUCUAUUAUUCAUACCCCUUUUUGAAAGGUCUGGGACCUGCAAGCACAAUGAUUAUUUCAUACAACAUACAAAAUCAGCAGAGUAGAUGACUGCAUGCUUUGUGAGGUUGCUUUAUAUGGUGGCCCGCUUGGUUCUAUAACGAAAAAAAAAAUUUCUUACUCCUUACCAGUCAGGUGAAAAAUUUUGCUGUGACACCAAGUCAUGCCUGUUUCUGAAAAAGGGCUUGUAACUUAGCUGCUUCAGAGUUAUGUCUUUAUUUUAGUUUUUAUCCAACUGGUCUUGAAAUAGUAAAGAGAGAGCUUGCAUUCAUAAGGCAUUUGUUGUAAAUGUUUGGUAUAUUUAUUUUGAAAGAGCUGACCUUGAGACUGUAAGCCAGUGUAGUACCGUAUCGAAGUGUCGUGGAAGCGCUUUAGUCUAUUUAAAAAAGAAAAGUAUCAUGUUUGGCUGCUUCUUUUCCUUUCUACAAUUUAAAUUAAUUUUAGACUGUAUGGUCAUUUCCAGUAGCAGCAUGUCAGACUGCCUGCAAUAUUAGGUGAAAAGUUUAGUAGACCUCUCUAAGUAGUUGGCAGUUUCUGUGUACUAAAUAUUUAGGGGCCAUGAAAGUUGCUAAGAGCAACAUACUAAUCUGGCAGAACAGAUGCCAAUGAAAACAACAUACAGGGUGACUUUUUACUAAGUCAGUAAAACGCCUUUUGCUCAGGUUCCAAAGCAUGUUUCUUUCACAUGUUGUGAAA